This is a messenger RNA of Miscanthus lutarioriparius, 522 nucleotides long. NCBI's taxonomy places the organism in Eukaryota, Viridiplantae, Streptophyta, Magnoliopsida, Poales, Poaceae. The record is from the annotation of a GenBank genome assembly.
AUGGGGGUGGUCGUGGACGGGCGCACCCGCAUGUUCCCGGACGGCGCCAUGAAGGCCUACUUCGGCAACGUGCUCACCAUCCCGUACGGCGUCAUCGGCUCCGAGGACCUCGGCCUCAUGUCCCUCGCCGGCGUGGCGGACGACGUGCACCGGUGGGUGGCGGAGGCCGCCACCGGCGACCAUUUCCGGGGCCUCGUGGACUGGGUGGAGGCGCUGCGGCCUAAGCCAGCCGCGGCGAGGGCGUACCUGGGAGGAACCGGCGGGAACGAGGCGAUGUCGUGCAUCGUGUCGUCCGGUAUGACCUUCCCGGUGGGGAAGGCCGACUUCGGGACGGGGCUUCCCGCGUUCGCGUCAUACCAUUUCCCGUGGCCCGCCGGCGCCGGGUACGUGAUGCCGAUGCCGAGCGCGCGCGGGGACGGCGACUGGUUGGUGUACGUGCACGUGGCGCCGGAGGUGGCGAAGGUGAUGGAGGAGUCCACCGUGUUCCAAGCCCUCGAGAACAGCUACGUGUUUGAGUACUAG